AUGCCAGAAACCAAAACCACAGAAGGCGAAAUCCCCUUCGAUGCGCCUGGGGCUGGCAAGCCAUGUCACACAUGGUACAAGGUCAUCGGUGAUCUCCACGGCAAAACAUCGACAUCUUCAAAAGUCCUACCCCUCAUUACAUGUCACGGAGGUCCCGGUGCCUGCCACGAGCUAUUAGGUCCUCUCGCUGACUUGAACACCCAAUUCGGAAUUCCAGUGAUAUUCUACGAUCAAAUCGGCAGCGGAAAGUCGACACAUCUCCGAGAGAAAGCUGGCGAUGUGACAUUCUGGAAUGAAGAGUUGUUCAUCAAGGAAAUCGAUAAUAUAGUCGAUUACCUUGGUCUGCGUGAUGGAUUCGAUAUUUAUGGCCAGAGUUGGGGAGGUAUGCUUGCUACUCGCUAUGCCACUUUGCACCCUGUUGGAUUACGGAAGCUCAUCAUUGCGGAUGCGCCGGCUAGCGUGGAGCUGGAGCAGAAAGGGGAGCAUAUCCUGCGUUCUAAGUUGCCUAAGGAUGUGAGGGAUGCAAUUGAGAAAGGCGAGAAGGAGGGAACGACAGAUUCUAAAGAGUAUCAAGAUGCUAUCACGAUUUUUAAACGGAAGCAUGUUUGUCGGAUUGUGCCUGAGCCGGAGGAGUUGCGUAUCGCUUACGAGCAUAUAAAAGAAGAUUCGGCUUCAGUUGAUACAAUGUAAGCUCUUAUCUUUAUCCUAGAUAUGGAGCUCUCCCUUCCACCCAAGUUCUUGUAGUCGCAUGAGAAGGAAACUGAUUCCGAUCCGAAUUCAUAGGUGGGGAGGCGAUGUACAAGAGCCCACAGGAUCGCUCAAAGAUUGGAAUAUCAUUCCAGAUCUUCCAAAGAUCAACGUCGAGACCUUUAUCCUUCAUGGACGGUAUGACCAGGUACAAGAUCUGGCUGUGAUUCCCUUUUUCGAGCUGAUACCAAAGGUACGAUGGGUGACGCUUGAGAACUCGAGCCAUGUUGGGUUUUUGGAGGAACGAGAGCGAUAUAUGGAGCUGCUUGGGGGCUUUCUGGCUGGCUUUCCAGAUUCGGAUUCUUAUGGGACUUAGAUGAGGUU
This is a messenger RNA of Hymenoscyphus albidus, 1071 nucleotides long. The record is from the annotation of a GenBank genome assembly. NCBI's taxonomy places the organism in Eukaryota, Fungi, Ascomycota, Leotiomycetes, Helotiales, Helotiaceae.